GCCUAAUCGGCUAAUCCCCCUCCGCUUUCAACUCCUCCGUCUCCUCCUCGCUCCAACUCUUCAGCCCUCGAUUCGACGAUUUCCCAUUCUAAAUUUCGAAUCCGCGAGAUCCCCACGUUUCUAGAUGCUUCUCCUCCACCAACGUCCGCUCCCGGCUCCGGCGCUGCGAUCCGAGCCCGCGGUCCGUGCCCCACCGCCUCGCCUUUGGCGGCGGUGGCGGCGGCGGCGGCCUCCUGUCCCCCCGCUCGCCUCAGCCUCCGCUUCCGCGUCCGCCGCUGUGUACACCGUUGGUAACUCCGACGAGGACGCGUUCACCAGGUGCUCCGGGUACCUCUUCGAGGAGGGCGCGGCGACCGAGGGGGAGCUCCCCGCCGCGUACGAUCUCCGCGGCAUCGCCGCCGUCUACCGCCGCAGGCCGCUCCUCGUGCUCCGGCGGACUCUGCAGAUUGGCACCUCCUUCGGCCGAUGGUUUGCGCUGCGCUACCUCGACCGCGCGAAUGAGCGGUCCGAUGACAUGUUCGAGAUCAGGGCUGCUCAGCUUAGGAGGAUACUAUUGGAACUUGGCCCGACAUUUGUGAAGAUUGCACAGGCAGUUUCGUCGCGACCGGAUGUGAUUCCGCCUGCAUACCUUGACGAACUUUCACUACUUCAAGACCGUAUAGCGCCAUUUUCAACUGAGGUUGCUUUUAACAUUAUAGAAACGGAGCUUGGGUUGACACUGGACAUGAUUUUCUCAGAGAUAUCACCAGAGCCUGUUGCCGCUGCAUCUCUUGGGCAGGUUUACCAAGCCAGACUUCGUUCCAACAGGAAGGUUGUUGCUGUCAAAGUACAAAGACCUGGAGUUCAAGCAGCGAUUUCCUUGGAUAUCUACAUCUUGAGAUUCCUUGCUGGUGUGGCCAGGAAGGCCGGCAAACUGAACACUGACCUUCAGGCUGUGAUUGAUGAAUGGGCAUCAAGUCUAUUUCGGGAGAUGGAUUACAGAGCAGAAGCAAGAAAUGGGCUUAAGUUCAGGGAAUUGUAUGGGAAAUUUCGAGAUGUUCUUGUUCCAGAAAUGUAUCUGGAACAGACAAGAAGACGAGUCCUUAUCAUGGAAUGGGUUGAGGGGGAAAAACUGUCAGAAGUCAGAGAUCAAUAUUUGGUUGAGGUCGGAGUAUACUGUUCGCUUUCUCAGCUUUUGGAAUAUGGAUUUUAUCAUGCAGAUCCACAUCCUGGAAAUCUAUUGCGCACAGUUGAUGGGAAGCUAGCGUACUUAGAUUUCGGAAUGAUGGGGGAAUUCCGGCAAGAACUUCGUGACGGAUUUAUUGAAGCCUGUCUUCAUCUUGUUAACCGUGAUUUUGAUGGUUUAGCAAAAGAUUUUGUUACUCUUGGUCUACUUCCUCCAACUGCUCAGAAAGAUGAAGUGACAAACGCAUUGACAGGUGUAUUUCAAAAUGCUGUUGACAGAGGGGUGCAAAACAUAAGCUUUGGUGACCUGUCAGGGAAUCUUGGUCGAACUAUGUAUAAAUUCAAGUUCCAGAUACCUUCCUACUUCUCUCUUGUAAUUCGAAGCCUUGCGGUCUUGGAAGGCAUUGCAAUCAGCUUCAAUCCCAACUAUAAAGUCUUGGGCAGUUCAUACCCAUGGAUUGCAAGAAAAGUUCUCACAGAUAGCUCACCAAAACUUAGAUCAACUUUGCAGACGCUUCUUUAUAAGGAUGGCAAUUUCCAGAUUGACCGUUUGGAGUCUCUGCUAACAGAGUCGCUUCGAGCCAGAACAGAGCAGUCCUUGACCAGGAAUCAGCAAGAGGAAACUGAUAGUUCAAGAUUUGCAAUUAAACAAGUUUUGUCAUUUACACUUACUGAACAGGGUGCCUUUGUGAAGGAUUUACUUCUUCAGGAGAUUGCUAAGGGAUUGGAUGCACUCGGAGUUGCUACAUUGAGUUCCGCAACAUCUGCUGCAGCCUCCAGAUUGCCAUUUGCUCUGCCAUCUCCAUCACCCUCAUUGGAUAAUGAGGAUGCCACUAACUUAAGAAAUCUACAUCGCCUUCUCCUACUUUUAUCCAAGGUCCCUCAGAAGGAGGAAUCAUCUCCAAUUCCAGGAUACAAUGGAAAUGGGGAGGAGAUUGAUGAUAAAGAUGAGGUUUCUCUUGUGUUAUAUGAAAUGAGAUUUCUACCAGAGUUUCUGCCAGUACUUUCUGUCAUUCCUGAGCUUCCAGCAGAGUCCCAGCAACAAUUUCUCCUCCUGCCAGCAGAUUUAACUAAUCGUGUUCUGUCUCGCGCUGUUGCAAGAACCAUUAGAAGAUUAUUCAUAUGAAGAUAAAACAGGUACAGGUUUUCUAUCUCUGCUACCCGAAAGAUUUUAUUUAACAAUCUUCUGAGAGAGCGCUAUAUGUACAGUGAAAAUCUCCCCCAAACAAUACCACUUUCUAGACUAGAAAUCGAAGAUCCACCGUGUAAUUUAUCAUGAUUAAUUUUGAAUUGCAACUCGUCAUGUGCAAGUAAUUUUUUGUAGGGAAUCAUGUAUACAUUGUGAAAAAAGUGGUCUAUAAAAACUUUGCUUAAAUAAAUGC
Messenger RNA from Oryza brachyantha (malo sina), 2546 nucleotides. RefSeq lists its product as uncharacterized. The record is from RefSeq and is a predicted model, not a curated record. The coding region runs from base 125 to 2290 and encodes 721 amino acids. The transcript has 21 exons. NCBI's taxonomy places the organism in Eukaryota, Viridiplantae, Streptophyta, Magnoliopsida, Poales, Poaceae.